AUGUCACACUUGAAGAGGUGUAGCUACAAUAGGAUUCGCCGAUGUCUUUCGCUGCAUUCGAACAAACGUCCUGAAAGCUAUAUCGCAAAACUUAGAAAGGAUUUAAACGACCAAAAUAAUGUCAACAAAAGAUCUGGAAUUAAGGUUACAAACCUGGGUGAUGGCUUAAAAGCUACAAAGGAUCUUCUUCAAAAAAAGAAAGCCAAUAGUUCUACUUUUUUUGACCCAGCUAAUACGUCAUUAAAUUUAUUAUUAGAUAAUAAGACAUUGUAUUCAAGCAUCUUGAAUGACACAUUGGAUAGAACUAUGAAAAGAUUUGAUAUUGCUUCGAAAAAUUGGCUUAGUACAUUUGAAAGUGUCAUUUCGAAAGACCAAAGAUUUCAGGUUAAAAAAGGGAGCAAAGAGGCAGAAGUUGAAAAGGCGCUUCUUGAAGCUUUUGAAAAUGCUACCAUAUCAUCUAUAAAAGCGAAUGAACCAAUUCGAAUAGGUGAUUUAGUUGCUCUACAUGAAGACUCGAGUAACUUGUUUCUUAUAGUUGCCUGUCCUACUUCACUCAGCUCAAAUUCAUAUACUUUCAUCAAUAAUGAAGGCGAGAUAGUAUUCGGGCCAAAGCUGCUAAUAAAACUUAGAGUACCUGGAGUUGUACCUUCGAAGUACACUGCCAUAAUCCAAACAUUUGUCCAACUUGAGAGAAAGCACAUGAAUAUUGCACCCAUUGGUGUUUCUGAUUCUAGUUUCUCAAGAUCAAAUGAUGCAUUGCCAAAAGAGCUCAGGACUCUGAAUGAGACUCCUGAAAAUUUUAAUGUUGAGGGUCAAAAAGGAAACCCUGACGUUGAAAGUGAUUUGAUAGUUGCUCAGGCAUCCUCACAGCUUCUCACAAACUCAAAUGUCAAUACAUACGUGGUUCCAAUCAAAGCAAGGCAGCUUUACAGCAAGGGUUUAGUCCAAUUAUCUCUUAAAGUUUUUGAAGAAUUACCUGAAAUAUCCAAAAAAUUAGAAAUAUUGCAUAAGGUUUUACAAUUUGAUUUGAAUAACGAUACUUUAGAUUCGCCAAAAGAUUAUUCAAUAUUCCAACUUUUACUGUUUCUUGACAUGAUUGAGCUACCUCUCCUGAAUAAGAAACUUAGUUUAGAGGAUUAUAAAUUUCUCAACGAGAGUCUUAGCAAAGAGUUUGCCCAAGAUAUUACAACUUCUGAAAUCGGUGCAGUCGUUCCAUCGAGGGAAUCUGGAUCCGUAUUCGUUUUUGAAAAUCAUCCUAUUGCAUCGUAUUUGGCUCUUGUAUUAUCAUUAAAAAAACAACCGAGAUCAUGGAUUAUUAAUCAAAGAAAUAAAAGUGAUCCACCCUUGAGCGUAAGUGUUUUGCCGGCAAGAAAUAUUCCCUUCCUUUCAGAGAUGGUAAAGUAUCUCAAAUUUGACAAAGGUAAAGACCAUUUUGCAAAUUUUGUCAUAAAAAAGAUGAACGAGAAACUGGAAAGUGAAUCAACAAAAUACUAUGAUGAAAUAAUUCACCUCUUUAAAGGUUACGUUGCAGGAAAUUUUGAAAACGAUCCGGAGAUUGAAACACUUUUAGUGGACAUAAUUAGAUUGAUAGAUAAAAGCUCUACUACUCAAUUCAAAAACAUGCCCGCGUACUCAUAUGAGUACUCAAUGGCCAGAGCUUAUGAAAUUCUUCAAACACUUGAUAACAAAAAUGGCGCAAUUCAUAAUCCCAUUUGUUGGAGUUAUAGAUCACAAACUCCAGCAAUUUCAACAAUGAAUCAAAUGCGAUAUGAAUACUACAAUUACUUGGAUAGUAAUUAUUCUAGGAAGGACAUAGAAAAGCUUCCAGUGGGAGAUACUGUUUGUGACGGAGAUGUUCCUUUGAUGCUCGGUUCUUUCGAGAAUCCCAUAUCUCAUCGAGAAACACUGCUUCCAACAGACUUCUUUCCGUCUGAUCCUUUUCAAGGAACUAGAGAGGACUUCACUAAUAUUCCAAUAUACUGUAUUGACUCAGAGUCUGCACAUGAAAUAGAUGAUGGAAUCUCAUUGCAUACAGCAGAGGGAAAAUAUGUUGUGUCAGUUCACAUAGCACACCCUACUUCAUAUAUGCGGCCUACAUCUAUAAUAAGCCAAAUCGCCCUUUCAAAAGGGUCGACUGUAUAUUUGCCCGAAGGUCCGACAAUGAUGCUCCCGAAUUUGAUAUCACAGUUAGCAGGUCUUGGUGUGGAUGGAUAUCCAACCAGAACCUUCGUAAUUCAAUAUGAAUUAGACAAGGAUGCAAUUGACUCCUAUAUCCUGAGGAAGAAUCAUAAUAAAGAUUAUAAGCCUGAAGUUUCUUUAUCAAAACUGAUUGUUAAGCAAAUUAAGGAAUCGGCAAGGAUAAAACUAGGCGUGGCGAAGAAGUUUCCUCAAAACUUCACGUACGCUAAAGUGAAUGAGUUAUUAAGUGACUCCGAAAAUAUUUCGAAGUUUAAGCGUCGCUCUGCAGAUGAGGAUGUAACUAAUCUUUUCAAAUUGUUUAAUAUCGCAACUAUUCUUAAUGAUGCAAGAAUAAUGGUUGGAAAUGGAUUAGAGAUGAAUUCUUCUAAGUCUUCAAUCGUUGUUGAAUAUAGUGAUACAUCAACCGCUGAUACAAAUGAACAAUUUUGUAAAACAGAUUCCUCUUAUGAAAUACGCCUAGAUGGUGAUAAUCCUAAAACUAUCAAAAUACUCAAUAAUCAGGAUCAGGGCCAUGACUCUUUGUCACAGAUGUUAGUAUCGCAUUUUAUGAUUUUUGCAAAUUUCGCAGCUUCAAUCUUUGCAAAAACAAAUGGGAUACCUGUGAUCUACAGAAGUCAACAAAUGCAGUUAAAUAAGACAAUAACAGAUGAAAUUACGAAGUUGUGUAGAGGAAUAUACCAGAAAGGAACAGAUUUAUCGGUGGAGCAAGUGAGUCAAAUAAUAUCUGUGUUGACGGGAGCAAAAUUGGGAACGGUACUGAAAAAGCAUGAAUCAUUGGGAUUAGAGAGUUAUGCGACAGUAACUUCACCUUUAAGGCGAUUUGUGGAUAUGGUGAACCAUUGGAUGUUUGAAGAAUACUUGAAUAAACAGAAAUCUUUCGACGGCUAUCAAUUGGAAUUUAUUGCUACUCAAUUACAAAGUCAUGAAAUGAUCAAUAAAAAGAUGCAACUGUUGUCUGAUAAAUUUUGGGAGGGGAUAUUUUUAAGGACCUACUGUAAGCUAUUGAACGGAGGCAAAGUUAAAGACCCAAUCCAAUUCAAAUUACUUAUUAAGAGCAGCCCUAAGUUUGGACCUGUAUCGGUAGAUGUACUAGGAUUCAAUAAUUUGAGAGCUAAGUUAGAGAAUACAUCAGACUUUAUUGAAGCCUUCAACCUAGGAAAGAUCAAAAUUGGAUCAAUAUUGGAUUCUGACAAAUUGAGGAUUACCAAAAUAGAUUUUAUCGAAGAUGAAUUAACCUUCGAGUUUAAACAAUGA
Molecule: messenger RNA, 3453 nt
Organism: Priceomyces carsonii
Lineage: Eukaryota; Fungi; Ascomycota; Pichiomycetes; Serinales; Debaryomycetaceae
Gene: MSU1
Product: Msu1p
Exons: 1
Coding region: 1-3453 (1150 amino acids)
Molecular function (GO): RNA binding; 3'-5'-RNA exonuclease activity
Source: RefSeq, a predicted model, not a curated record